Molecule: messenger RNA, 1571 nt
Organism: Candoia aspera
Lineage: Eukaryota; Metazoa; Chordata; Lepidosauria; Squamata; Candoiidae
Gene: ALG2
Product: ALG2 alpha-1,3/1,6-mannosyltransferase
Exons: 2
Coding region: 80-1330 (416 amino acids)
Cellular component (GO): endomembrane system
Molecular function (GO): alpha-1,3-mannosyltransferase activity; GDP-Man:Man(1)GlcNAc(2)-PP-Dol alpha-1,3-mannosyltransferase activity
Source: RefSeq, a predicted model, not a curated record
GGUGGCCAUUUGAGUGAUCCGGAUGUGUACGUUCUAGCCAUGCCCUGUACUGCGGAAGCUUGGUGUAAGGGACGUCAUCAUGGCCGCUCCGGGGCCUAAAACUAAUGACGAGAAGCAGCGAAAGGGACCGUCCGUUUUUUUUCUGCACCCGGAUCUCGGCAUCGGUGGGGCAGAGAGGCUGAUAAUAGACGCGGCUCUUGCGCUCCGUGCACGAGGCUGUCGAGUGCAAAUUUGGACCCCGCGCUACGAUUCCUCGCGGUGCUUCUCGGAGACGCGUCAGUUGGACAUACGAAUAGCGGGCGACUGGUUGCCGCGGAGCAUCUUCGGAAGAAGCCACGCGCUCUGUGCUGUAUUACGCAUGAUGUGGCUGGCUUUGCACGUGCUGCUGCUCAGCGGAGAGGAGUUCGAUGUCUUUGUUUGUGACCAGGUGUCUGCAUGCAUUCCAAUUCUACGUCUAGCCCGGACCCCUAAAAAGGUUUUGUUUUACUGUCACUUUCCUGAUCAGCUUUUAACUCAGAGGAAAUCAUUUCUUAAACGCAUCUACAGAGCUCCACUAGAUUGGUUAGAAGAGUAUACAACUGGCAUGGCUGACUGUAUUCUUGUCAACAGUUAUUUCACAGCAAACAUUUUCAAACACACCUUUAAAUCCUUGUGUCACAUGAAUCCAGAUGUCCUUUACCCCUCUUUGAAUGUCAGUAUCUUUGAUACUGUUAUUCCUGCAAAUAUUGCUAACAUAGUUCCCAACAGGAAGAAAUUCUUGUUUCUUUCCAUCAAUCGAUAUGAAAGGAAGAAAAACCUCGUUUUGGCUUUGAAAGCAUUAUAUGAUCUUCGUGGUAGACUUGAUGCUCAAAACUGGAGUGAAGUUCAUCUGGUUUUAGCUGGUGGUUAUGAUGAGGCAGUUAAUGAAAAUGUGGAAUACUUUGAUGAAUUGAAAGCACUUGCUACCAAACUUCAGAUUGAUGACCAUAUCACAUUUCUAAGAUCAUUCUCUGAUGAGCAGAAGAUAGCUCUUCUUAGCAAUUCCAUAUGUGUCCUGUAUACACCAAGUAAUGAACACUUUGGUAUAGUUCCCUUAGAGGCUAUGUACAUGAAGUGCCCGGUUAUUGCCGUAAAUUCAGGAGGACCUGUGGAAUCAGUUGUAAACAAUCAGACAGGUUUUUUGUGUGAUCCUCUUCCAACCCAGUUUUCAGAAGCCAUGGAGAAAUUUAUAGAAGAUCCUAAUUUAAAGAGGACAAUGGGAGCUGCUGGGAAAAUCAGAGUUUUAGAAAAGUUUUCAUCAGAAGCAUUCACUGAAAAGCUGUAUCAGUAUGUCCUUAAUUUAAUACAAUGAAAUGAUAUGGUAUGGUAUUAUGUAAUUUAUUGGUGGAAAUGCUUAGUUUUAGAUACAUUCAUUGGCAUAUACUAUUGCUGCUGACUUGAAAUCUAUAUGUGGCUCUAUCUUGACUGUGAAGAUUAUUCUGUCUUUAAAACUGGGUCCUGCCAUAUAAUGAAAAUAUUUGACAUUGUCUUGUGACAUUUUGGAUAUUUGUAUUACACUGUUUUGAAACAUUAAACUAUCAGUCCUAGCAAAA